UGGGUAUAUCAAAAAUUGUGAGUGGUCACGCUGAUAGGAAUAAUUACUCACCUUAUUAAGUUUAUUUGACUUGCGGUCCUAUACCUGAUAUCUGGCCUAUCAAUUCACAAUAUCUUUUUAUUAUAUAGUCCCGGCCGACGGGCUAUUUGCGACUGCUGGUGAAAUUAGACUAAUUUCGCGCGGUUUUACUCAUCAUCAUCUACCAAUCCAAUUUAAAUUUCGCUAGCUAUACAAAACAGAGGCACGUGCUUGCAGUCUGCAGAAUUUAAAUAUAGUGAUAAACUUGUAUAGCUGUUCAAGAUGCCAACAGCACUGUCAGAGUAUGAGAAGAUUCGAUUAAAAAACAUUGAAGACAAUAAGAAAGUUCUUGCUGAACUUGGCUUGAUCAACCCAUUUGAAAGAUUUCCAAAAGUUGUGAAAAAGACUGUCAAACGGAAGCGAGAAGCACGCCCAGAGCCACCACGGAAGGUGAUUGUUCGUGAAGAUGGCACCGAGUUCCAAACGAAUAACGGUAGUGAUUUUGCUGAUGGCCAUCGUCGCUCCCGAAGGCUCAAAGGCCAGAAAGCUCUGGAAGGAAAGGAGCUGCUAGUAGAUGAUGUAUCGUACAACAAUGAUGUAGCCUACAAGCCAAAGAAAGCACCUCCAAGGGAGAAUUCCUUUGGAGUAAUUCCAGGAGUGGAGGUAGGUACUUGGUGGUGGUCAAGAAUGGAAUGUUCAGCUGCUGGGAUCCAUAGGCCUACCGUGGCUGGCAUCCAUGGAAAUGAACAGGAGGGAUGCUAUUCAUUGGCGUUGUCCGGAGGUUACGAAGAUGAUGUUGACCUUGGUGACUGUUUCACAUACACUGGUUCAGGCGGGCGAGACCUCAAAGGGACAAAAAGCAACCCAAAGAACUUACGAACUGCACCCCAAUCCAAAGACCAAACCUUAACAAGAGUAAAUUUGGCUUUGAGUCGCAAUGCAGAAAACGGUCGACCUGUGCGGGUCAUUCGUGGCUACAAACUUGAUAGUCCGUUUGCCCCUGAUGACGGAUACCGCUAUGAUGGUCUAUAUAAAGUUGAGAAAUACUGGUUUACAACUGGGCUGUCUGGAUUUGGAGUCUUUAAGUACGCCCUAAGACGCAUUGAGGAUCAGGCUCCGCCCCCGUGGGAUCUGAUCGACAGAAAUGAAAGUCCAAUCAAGAACAAGUCAAUCAAAGACGAGGAAACUGAAAUCUUGGAUGAAAAACAUAACACAAUCAAAAAUGCUGAUGAAUAUGAGUCUUAAAUAAAUCAAUCUCAACACGUAAAAUUGCUGCAAGUAUGGUGCUAACUGUGUGGAUACAAAUUAUAAGGGUUGAUUAUAUUAUUUUACAUUAUAAAGUUCACUGCCCUCUAAAUAUUUUAGCUUUUUAAUGUACUUAUAUGCCAUUAUUUGGUAUAAGCUGCUUAAUUGUUUAUAUUAUAUACCUGUACGUAAUUUUAGGAUUAGCUGUGUGCAUUUUUAAC
Molecule: messenger RNA, 1484 nt
Organism: Anneissia japonica
Lineage: Eukaryota; Metazoa; Echinodermata; Crinoidea; Comatulida; Comatulidae
Product: E3 ubiquitin-protein ligase ORTHRUS 2-like
Exons: 9
Coding region: 301-1263 (320 amino acids)
Biological process (GO): protein ubiquitination; negative regulation of gene expression via chromosomal CpG island methylation
Molecular function (GO): ubiquitin protein ligase activity
Source: RefSeq, a predicted model, not a curated record